UCACAAAAAAUAACCAAAAUUACAUACGGACAACGCAGGCCAACGGUACGGAAAAGUUCGGGAUUACCAAUGUAAUUCUUUUUAUUUUUCUUCAAAUUCAACUAGUAACAAGAGAGAAAAGAAGCGAAUCGAUUUGGACUCGGAGAGAGAAUCAAACUAAGUAAGUGAUAGUGGAAUAAUGAUAUUGGAGGUUUUUUAUGACAGAACAGUUCAGAGAGAAGAUCGUAAGUAAAACUAGAUUGCAAGUUUAUAUUUAGAACAACUUCGUUACCUCAUCGAAUCGGUAUUUGUUUGUGUGAGGCACAAAAAUCCGAGCUAAUAACAAUCAGAAAGGUAAGUUUUAUCCCAAAAGCGUAUGUAAUUAAGAACCUGUUAUUUGUUUCAAUUCGAAGCUUCCAAAUCUUCUUUGUUCAAUUUCCUUGCACAAUUUUAUUUCUUUGUUGUGAUUCUAUAAUCGAUUCGAUUGAGUUCAGUUCAGUUGGUAAGAACGUUAGCCUAAUUUUCGUUGCUAACCUUUACUCUCUAGUGCAGAUAAGUGAGAAACGAUUCGUAAACAAAAUCGUUUAUUAUUCUAAUCACGAAUCGAUUGUGCACUGAGGCUUAAGUACAUUUAUUUCAUUUCAACGGCAAAUUCAUUUUAAAUUUGUACUUUUAUUGACAAAACCUUCGCCUCCGGCCAUUAGAUGUCGCUCAAAUCGCCUGUCAAAGUGGCAGCUAUGUUAAACGUCAACUGCAGAACAUCUGAUUUGAGUUCGCUUAAAAAUAGUACAAUAUUGUAUACGUACGUGGAACGACUGCAAAAUAAUAACAUCACAGACAAAAUUUUAAGAGCAAACAAAACGCAGUGAAGUGAUUGCCAAUUUAUUUGUUUUGACGACUAAUUGCAUUGACGACUAAAUGGAUGAAAAACUAGAAAAGUAUCGAUUAAAAGUACGGCGAAAAGAGUUUUUCAACAAAAUCAAGCAGCGUUUAAUCAGUAUGAUGACAUUUUCUUCGGAAACGAAUUCCAAAAAAGACGAAACUAUUGAAAUUCCAGAUGAAAAAUUGGAGGAGGAGGCGGAACUCAUGGGCAGUGAAAAUGGUGAGGUGUCAGAUUAUGUGUCGUCAGAAGAUGAAAACAGAGUUCAAGAAGUGCCGACCAGUCGAAGUGAGGAAUCAAAAAUGAAGUACAUAAUGUAUGGGCUUUGGUUUUGCUUCUGGGCCACAUGCUGGAUGAUUGCGAUUGAAAUGAAAUUCGGAAUCGUGUACUUGCUGUUUUCUGCACUGUUUGGCAUUUAUUUCAAUACUCGAACAGGACCGCGGCGGGAAGGUGAAAUCAGUGCGUACAGUGUGUUUAAUGAAAAUUGCGAAAGUAUCCAAGGUACACUGAAGGGUGAACAACUCGAAAGAGAAAUGAUCUAUGGACCCUUAGCUGCAGUGCAUUAAUUCUUAUGACUCGAUAGAUGAUAAGAUAUAAGUAGCUCCUUAAGAUAAUGAAGACUUUUUUUUCGAAUGCAAUCAUUAUCAAAUUAAGUUAGUGUUUUAAGAAGCAAAAGAAGUUCUCAUCAAAAUGGUGCUGUGCCCUUUGGCAGUAAAAUUAGCUUUUCUUCGAAUAGAGUGUAGGAGAGAAAAUUAACAAGAAAAUAGAACAGAACAAGCACAAUGUAGCAGUCUAUCCAAGAGAAAUAAAAUAAAAAUUAAAAGCUGCAUAUAGUUUUAAGUGGUUGCGAUUCGAUGGAUGCGGCAAGAUAGCUUAAUAAACGAAGAAAAAUGACACGCAGCCCUCUAGGCGAGGGACACUCAAAACAGUCAUCGUACAUAUAUUGAGCGGUCACUAUCGAUGCGUUCAUUUGUGUGAGUAAGAUUGUGUAAACGACAAUGUUCGUGUUCAAUAUGUGUACGAUGACAGCUUCGAGCAUUCCACACGUAGAGGUGUCUUAGUGUCUUACGUCAAACCUUUCCCAUGUAUUUGUAUACGAAGAAAGCGACCUUGGAUGCGGCAACGGUGUGUCAGGAAAGAUUUACACAUAUUUUCCCAACAAAUGUUAAGGCUAAACAUAAGCAAGUUCGAUGCUCAAGCUCAUAAUUAGUUCAGAAAGUUUACUCACUGUGACAGUUGCCGAAUCCAAUGGGCAAUGUACUGGAUUCAGAGAAUUGCAUACGGUGAUGUGGUAUGGUUCUAUGUAUGCAGAGAAUGAGCCUACAAGAAUGGGAGAGCGGGGGUAAUAUGAAAUGAGGGACAUGUUAAUUCAAUUUGAGCACUUGCUUUAUUUAUUCCAUUAGUUUGUUCUCAUAAUAUUUUAUACACAAUUUUCAUACAGUACAGUUGGUUUUUUUUCAUAGAAUUUUACGUCAUGUGUGUCUGUGGGCUCGUUUUGACUAACUUUUCUUUUGUUUUUGGAAUUUUUCCCUUAAUUUUUAGGUAUUUUGUAUAAUACAUAGCACAUAAUUUUGGAAUGUUUUUUUUUCUCUUCAUUUUGUAAUUAAAUUUUAAAACCACAACUUUUGGAUGAAUUCAAUCUUGAUUAUACAUAAGAACGAAAACAGAUUCACAGUAUCUAUUAUUAUUGAAUCCUAAUAUGGCAGGCGCAAAAACUCACAUACGUGUGUGCGGUGCGAAUAAAACAACAAUUGCAUUAAAUCCAAUUUUAAAAUGUUAUUACAUUUUUAGAUGAGCAUAACAAAUAAAUUUCAGUGGCUUUAUCAUU
Messenger RNA from Sitodiplosis mosellana (orange wheat blossom midge), 2687 nucleotides. RefSeq lists its product as uncharacterized. The record is from RefSeq and is a predicted model, not a curated record. The transcript has 2 exons. The coding region runs from base 898 to 1425 and encodes 175 amino acids. Lineage: Eukaryota; Metazoa; Arthropoda; Insecta; Diptera; Cecidomyiidae.